This is a messenger RNA of Phytophthora infestans T30-4, 315 nucleotides long. RefSeq names its product secreted RxLR effector peptide protein, putative. The transcript has a single exon. The record is from RefSeq and is a predicted model, not a curated record. Bases 1 to 315 code for a protein of 104 amino acids. NCBI's taxonomy places the organism in Eukaryota, Oomycota, Peronosporomycetes, Peronosporales, Peronosporaceae.
AUGCGACUCAAAUACAUCCUAGCGGCUGCUGCUUCUACCCUCUGUGCUGGCCACAACAUCGUCACCGUAUCUGCCGGUAAUGACAUUGUACUGACUGGUGUAAUGUCGAUGGGCGUUUUGCACCUCGUCAGUGCUGACCAAAGCACCAUCGACUAUGCUCGAUUCCUGAGAGUGAACAAAGCUGUCGGUGAAAACAACGAAGAGAGGGCUGGGGAAGGUGCUCAAAAGGCAAAGGCCCUUGUCAGCCAGAUGUUCAAGUCAAACUCUUUUUCAGCCCAUGGACGAAAAGCUGAAAUCGGUGUUCAACUUCGCUAA